Chaetura pelagica (chimney swift) is the source of this 3749-nucleotide messenger RNA. It is a transcript of the gene APLP2, whose product is annotated as amyloid beta (A4) precursor-like protein 2. The transcript has 18 exons. Gene Ontology annotation, biological process: axonogenesis; central nervous system development. Gene Ontology annotation, molecular function: heparin binding; serine-type endopeptidase inhibitor activity; transition metal ion binding. Lineage: Eukaryota; Metazoa; Chordata; Aves; Apodiformes; Apodidae. The record is from RefSeq and is a predicted model, not a curated record. Gene Ontology annotation, cellular component: membrane. Bases 49 to 2259 code for a protein of 736 amino acids.
GCAGCCAAUGCUGGGACAGGGUUUGCAGUGGCAGAGCCUCAAAUUGCCAUGUUCUGUGGGAAGCUAAAUAUGCAUGUGAAUAUCCAGACUGGAAAAUGGGAACCUGACACUUCUGGGACCAAGAGCUGCUUUGGAAGAAAGGAAGAGAUUCUGCAGUACUGCCAGGAGAUGUACCCAGACCUUCAGAUUACAAACGUGGUGGAAGCGAAUCAGCCCGUCAGCAUCGACAGCUGGUGCAAGAGGGGGAAGAAGCAGUGCAAGGACCACACUCACAUUGUGGUGCCCUACAAGUGCCUGGUGGGGGAGUUUGUGAGCGAUGUCCUGCUGGUGCCGGAGAAGUGCCGGUUCUUCCACAAGGAGAGGAUGGAUGUGUGUGAAAGCCACCAGCACUGGCACACUGUGGCUAAAGAGGCCUGUCUGACAGAAGGGAUGAUCCUGCACAGUUAUGGGAUGCUGCUGCCCUGUGGAGUAGACCAGUUCCAUGGAACAGAAUAUGUCUGUUGUCCUCAGACAAAGGUUGUGGAUGAGGCUCUGUCUAAAGAGGAAGAGGAUGAAGAUGAGGAUGAAGACUAUGAAGAAGAGGAUGAAGAUGAGGAUGAAGACUAUGAAGUUUAUAAAAGUGAGUUCCCUACAGAGGCAGGAGUAGAAGACUUCACAGGAACAGCUGUGGAGGAGGAAGAUGAGGAUGAGGAAGACGAAGGCGAGGAGGAGGAGGAGGACGUGGUGGAAGAUCGUGAUUACUAUUAUGACAGCUACAAAACUGAUGAUUACAAUGAAGAGACCCCCACAGAGCCCAGCAAUGAAAAGGCUGCUCCUGAAAAAGAAGUCAGCAGUGACAUGAAAUCUGUCUGCUCCCAGGAGGCCCUGACAGGGCCCUGCCGGGCUGUGAUGCCUCGUUGGUACUUCGACCCUAACAAGAGAAAAUGCAUUCGCUUUAUAUAUGGAGGCUGCGGAGGCAACAGGAACAAUUUUGAGUCAGAGGAGUAUUGUAUGGCUGUGUGUAAAAAGAUGAGUAAGUCCUGCCUCCCACUGGCCCCUUUGCAGCUGGCCUCUGUCUUGCCAACUGAUGAUGUGGAUGUCUACUUUGAAACCCCAGCCGAUGACAACGAGCACGCCCGCUUCCAGAAGGCCAAGGAGCAGCUGGAAGUCAGACACCACAACCGCAUGGACCGGGUGAAAAAGGAAUGGAAGGAAGCAGAACACCAAGCUGUAAAUCUCCCCAAGGCAGAAAGGCAGACCCUCAUUCAGCACUUCGAGGCCAUGGUUAAAUCUCUGGAGAAAGAGGCAGCAAGUGAGAAGCAGCAGCUUGUGGAAACUCACCUGGCUCGUGUGGAAGCCAUGCUGAACGAUCGCCGUCGGAUUGCUCUGGAGAACUACCUGGCUGCCCUGCAGGCUGACCCACCACGGCCCCACCGCAUCCUGCAGGCGCUCAAGCGCUACGUCCGUGCCGAGAACAAGGACCGCCUGCACACCAUCCGCCACUACCAGCACGUCCUGGCAGUUGACCCAGAAAAGGCUGCACAGAUGAAAUCUCAGGUGAUGACACAUCUCCAUGUGAUUGAGGAGCGGAUGAAUCAAAGCUUGUCCCUGCUCUACAAGGUGCCAUAUGUGGCUGAAGAAAUCCAGGAUGAGAUUGAUGAGCUGCUCCAGGAGCAGCGUGCAGACAUGGAUCAGUUCACAUCCUCCAUUUCUGAGUCCCAGGUGGAUGUCAGAGUGAGCUCUGAGGAGAGCGAAGAAAUUCCCCUGGAGGGGAAACCGUUCCGUCCGUUCCAGGUGAAAACCUUCCCAGCCCUGCCUGAAAACGAAGAUCCUCAGCCGGAUUUGUACCAUCCAAUGAAAAAAGGUUCUGGCAUGACCGAGCUGGAUGGGCUGAUUGGGGCUGAAGAAAAAGUGAUUAACAGCAAGAACAAAGUGGAUGAAAAUGUGGUGAUUGAUGAAACUCUUGAUGUGAAGGAGAUGAUCUUCAACGCGGAGCGGGUCGGUGGGCUGGUGGACGAGCCGGACAAUGACAACUCCCUCCGUGAUGACUUCAGUUUCAGCAGCAGUGCCCUCAUUGGGCUCCUGGUGAUUGCUGUUGCCAUAGCUACUGUGAUAGUCAUCAGCUUGGUGAUGCUGAGGAAGAGGCAGUAUGGGACCAUCAGCCAUGGAAUUGUGGAGGUUGACCCGAUGCUCACCCCAGAAGAGCGGCAUCUGAGCAAGAUGCAAAACCAUGGCUAUGAGAACCCCACCUACAAAUACCUGGAGCAGAUGCAGAUAUAAAAAGAGAUGAAGAUACAACAGCCCUGACUGGGAGAGGAGCAGGGCAGAGGGCCAAAGUGGUCCAGUGUUUUGGAUCAACUACUGACCAACAGUUGCUUCAAGAGGACUUCAUCUUACAUUCAGAACUCCUGGAUCAUUAAGACUAUAAUUACUACUGUAGAGUUGCAGUUUCCAUUCUUUUAAAUGGGUGAAGAAAUUAUAAUAUAACAAUAUGAUAUAUAAAUCUCCUUAAAUGGGAAAAAAAAAAAUGGAUCUAUUGCAGAUAUUUGACUGAGAUGUAGUUGGGUUUUUUUGUUUGUUUUUGUUUUGUUUUGUUUUUUAAAUAACCUGAACACCAGUUCCUUUGUCCUGUUGUCUGAUACAAACUCUCUAUAUAUCAAAUGGGAAAUGCUGAUUUUUAUUUCUGGUAGACCACCUGUAUAUUGAGGCUCAUUUGUACCAGCCCACCUUGUGAAAAGGAGACAGUUGUGGCUCUUUCAGUCAUUUUGGCUUUUAUAUCUAAAGCAGUAUUCCUUGUUUUGGUUUGGUUUUUUCCUAUUUUAAAGUGAAUUUCGCUGGGAGUUGCAAAGAGAUUAAUUUAGGGAUAGGAACUACAACAACAUAAGCAAGGAAGCAAUUGGGAAUGGUAACUAACAAAAAUCCUUAGAAUGAGAAAAAAAAGAAAAAAGAAAAAUAACAAAAAAAAAAAGAAAAAUACCCAUCCUCAUAUGCCAGUGAUGUGCAACCUGCUGCUCAGCAGCUUGGGCUCUAGGAAUCAAGACUCCCUGGAGGCAAGGAGUUAAAAGGCUUCUAGCAUCUCUGUUUAUAGUUGUUCUAGUGGAAUGUUAGAACAUGGUUUGUGCAUACUGGGGUCUGCACAUUCCCCUUCCAGAUUCAGUUCUGCUCUAGAGUUGGAAGAUCCUGGUAUUGAAUUUAAAUCCUCCGUUCCGAACUAGUUCCCUUCAGUACUCACCUGGCAUUAACAGCCCCCUCUUGCUACUGCUUUCUAAUUUUCCCCAGCUCUCCUGCCUCACCAACAUGGUAAGUAGUGAAGAGAAGCAGGGUUUGGAGCCUUGGCAUCUCCCUGGGUGCUGCUGGGCUUUGGGCCUCUGCCCAGCAACCACAAAUCACUGCUGGAAUCAGCAUUUGGAGCUGAUGAACGCGGCGUUUGCUGGAGCUGGGGAGAGGAGAGAGGGACACGUUGGGAAGGGGAUGCUGCCUGCUGUGAGGGAAAUUGGAUGCAUAGACCCCCAGAAGAACAGGGGUGUUGUUCCACUCACCAUCAUGUCUUUGUAAUGCUUGUAUAGUUGGUGUUAAUGCUCACGGCUUUUUUAAAUCUGGAGGUUCUGGUAACCUGUGGUGUAUUUUUUCUAUUUUUCCUGUGACUUUUAUUUUUUCUUCCCCUUUUCCGUGUCUCUUCCCACUAUGCACAGAUUUACCUGCAAACUCCUUAGUGUGGUCUGUGGGGAAUGUACAAAGUUUAAACACAUCAAUAAACACUUUAACUUCCA